Molecule: messenger RNA, 1494 nt
Organism: Callorhinchus milii (elephant shark)
Lineage: Eukaryota; Metazoa; Chordata; Chondrichthyes; Chimaeriformes; Callorhinchidae
Gene: hsdl1
Product: hydroxysteroid dehydrogenase like 1
Exons: 5
Coding region: 270-1226 (318 amino acids)
Molecular function (GO): oxidoreductase activity
Source: RefSeq, a predicted model, not a curated record
CUGGUAGCUUCCUGCCGGCAAACAUCAGCUGCUCAAUUGCAGCAGAGCAGGCGUGUGUGUAUGGGCUGUGUGCAGGAUAAGGUGUUGAAUGACGAGAAUCUCUUACAUUUGAUCUUCCAGCAAAGAAAAUUCUGGAUGUCCUACAGCUUACUCUGAACGGUAACUUGGGGAGUUGGGGCAGAAGGGAAGUCACCAGUCCGCAGUGUAACAGGCCACAGCAUUAUUACUGAUCCCUCCUCCCAGACUAGAGUUUGUCAGUAUUGCUGAUUAUGGCAGCAGUUGACAGUUUUGCUCUCCUGUACAGACAGAUUACCCUAAUCUCAAAUUCCUACUUUGAAACACUCGCCUUUUUGGGAGCAUGUUAUGUGACUCGGACAACCAUUAAUGUCGUCAUUGAUUUCUACAGCUUAGUACGAGUGCAUUUGAUCCCUCAUCUUUCCAGAAGGAAGGACCUGAUCAAAUGUUACGGCGAGUGGGCCUUGGUCACUGGUGGAACGGAAGGAAUUGGAAAAGCUUACGCUGAGGAGUUGGCCAGCCAAGGCAUCAAUAUAAUUCUUAUCAGUCAUGAUUACAGCAAGCUGGAAGCCACUGCCAAAAGGAUUACUGAGAUGUUUAAGGUUGAAACCAUCACAAUUGAAACUGACUUUACCAAAGGCCAGGAGAGCUACCAGCCUAUUAAAGAAGUUCUGAAGGAUAAAGAAAUAGGCAUUUUGGUGAACACUGCGAAUGUGGUCCACAAAUGCCCACAACCUUUUUUAUGUUUGUCCAAGGACCAACUCUGCGAUAUAUUGAAUGUAAACAUUGCUGCUGUCAACAUGAUGACACACAUUGUGCUACCAGGAAUGCUGAAGAGGCAGAAGGGAGCUAUCAUUAACAUUUCUUCAGGGUCUUACUUUAUACCCACAACACAUAUGGCUGUCUACUCCAGCACAAAGGCUUAUUUGGACCAUUUCAGCAGAGCUUUGCACUACGAAUACUCAUCCAAAGGAAUCUUCGUUCAGAGCCUGAUGCCAUUUUAUGUAGCCUCCGACAAAAGUAAAUCCAGUUGGUACCUCUCAUGGCUUUUCCCAUCAGCUAAUGUUUACUCACGGCAUGCAAUUUCAACUCUUGGAGUAUCAAGCAGGACUCCAGGUUACUGGGUACAUUCAAUUCAGUUAAUAUUUACCCAGUGGAUUCCUGAAUGUCUAUGGAUUUGGGGAAUGAAUAUGAUGAACAAAUAUAAAUAGUAGACAGGCGAAGCUUGAAGCCCAAACACUACCCUUUACCAGAAGCAGCUGCAGCAUCCUAAACUACCUUGACUAUUGACAUUUCUUGAGCAAGAUAGAAGAAUAUAUUGUAAUAUUUCUGUUGCACGGUGGAAGAGACUUGAAGAAGCAUCUGUACUAUCUUGAAACCUUCUGAAAUAAAGCCCAUCAUGCAUGCUUAGAACAUCAUAACUGAGCAACAUCCUGAUUUGGACUCCUGUAGCUCAGUGGUUAGACCACUCGCAUCGCA